Molecule: messenger RNA, 1164 nt
Organism: Drepanopeziza brunnea f. sp. 'multigermtubi' MB_m1
Lineage: Eukaryota; Fungi; Ascomycota; Leotiomycetes; Helotiales; Drepanopezizaceae
Source: RefSeq, a predicted model, not a curated record
AUGUCCGAGCGCAAGAUGUCUGAGGCUGGACCCUCGAAGAUCCAAAUCCCAGCUGCAUCAUUCCCCACGCAUAAUUCCCCUCGAGUAUGGUUCCUGACAUCUGCGCUGUCGCCCUUGGUCGUGCGGCUCGUGAGAUUGCUGCUGGCGCAUGGCGACUACGUAGCAGCUGCUCUACCACCUUCCGAAAUCCAGGACGCGGAAAGGAGUGCUGAGUUCAGGGAACUCGUCAAUGAGUGCAAGAGCGGGAGGAAGGAUAGAGAGGGCUGGAAGGACCGGAUAAGAGGGAUUAGGUGUGAUGGGAGGGUUGUGGGGCAGUGUGGUGCGGCGGUCGCGGAGGCUGUGGAGGUGUUUGGACGGAUUGAUAUUUUGCUGUGCUGUACCUCUGAGGCAAUUAUCGGCACAGUCGAAGAGCUCUCCACCACCACCGCUACUCAAAGUCUCGUCCGCGACCAAUUCGAAACCAUCUUCUUCUCACAAGUGAAUUACAUAAAAGCCACGCUCCCUCUCCUUCGCGAGUGCAACAAUGGCCACAUCAUCAUUCUUACCAGCAUCACCGGCCACAUUGGGACCCCCGGCAUGCCGUUCUACAGUUCCGCCAUCUGGGCCCUCGAAGGCUACUGCGAUUCGCUGGCGUACGAAAUCGCGCCGUUCAAUGUCAAACUGACAAUCGUGCAGCCGAACAAGGAGAUAGCUGUGUUGACGAAUCGGAUUGUGUUUGCGCCGCAGCUGCAGCAGUACGAGAGUCUGAAUACCAACAACCCGGCGCCGGGCAUCAGGGAUAUCCUCACGAAUGUGGUCAACGCUCAUCCGGAAACGAGGAUUCCGGUGCAGCAGGGUGUUAAUCACGAAGAGUCUAUUGAGUCAAGGUAUCCGAGGCUUUCUAGCGAAGCGAAGGAUAGGUUGGUGAUGGAGUCAGUACAUGCGCUGACCGCCAUUGGGGGCCAUGAGAACCCGCCUGCGAGACAUAUCGUGGGUUAUGAAGGUGUAGCGUCGGUGAAGGAGAAGCUGAAGACCGUCAGUGAGGAGCUCGAGGACUUCGUGGAGGUCAGCUGUGCGGUGGAUAUCUUUAAGAGCGAUGUUGGACGGGCGGCAUUGUCGGGCGCCAAGUUGGACACGAAUAUGGGCGGUACUGGGGUGCAGCUGGGACGGCCGAGCUCGAGCUGA